CUCUGAAAUAUCGCGUCAUUGGCACGACUGUAUCUUUCUAUCAAUGACGUGGACUUUCAUUGUAAGAAUUUACUGCAGCCUCGCUACUUAUACACAAUAUAUUUGUCUGCGAUUUAAUCUCAUUCUACGACUAUUUUGACAAUUGUCUAUAAAGUAGCCAUUCUUGUAGUAUUUAUUAGUAGGAAUAGAAGGUCUGAGACGUUUGAAAAAGGUGGUGAUUUCUCAGUGAAACAGCCCCCCACCCAAAACUCAGGAUGAGUAAAAACAAGGUGUUGAAUCUGAAGGACAAAAUCGAUGGCAACGAGAUGGAUCUGAGCCUCUGUAACCUCACUGAAAUUCCUGUUAAAGAACUGGCUGCCUUCCCGAAAGUUACAGUCCUGGAUCUGUCCUGCAACAACAUCACCUCCCUGCCUCUGGAGUUCUGCAGCCUGAGCCACCUGGUCAAGGUGGACCUCAGUAAGAACCAGCUGACUGUUCUACCUGAUGAUCUGGGUCGCCUUGGCAACCUGCAACACCUGGAUCUGUACAACAACAAGCUGACCAUUCUGCCGGUCAGCUUCUCACAGCUCAAGAACCUGAAGUGGCUGGAUCUGAAGGACAACCCUCUGGAAAUCAACCUGGCCAAGGCUGCAGGAGACUGUCUGGAUGAGAAACAGUGUAAACAAUGUGCUGCCAGGGUUCUCCAGCACAUGAGGAUCCUUCAGGAAGAGGUAGACAAAGAGAGGGAGCGGCGCCUCCUAAAGAACAAAGGCUUCCAUUUCUUCUCCCCGGACCUCAUCAAUGUCCAUAUCUUGAACGUCAGACUGAGGCUUCAUCUUCUCUGUCACUUUCCAACUUUGUUGAGGAUGGCUCGUUGUCAGGCUCAAAAGCCAAAUAUUUGCCCAGAUGGCCACCAAUUUUCAACCCUUGUAUUGUUCAGCCUGUUGCGUGCUUUGGUGUGUGUGUUCCCAAACAAGGACCAGUUGCGCACUGAGGCGGCCGAUGUUGGUGGGAUUUGGAGGAUGAUGGAGGCAACAGGGGAAAGAGCCUCUGAUCCACAAAGUCCCUUCCACCAGGUGGCUGAUGAGAUAUGUUGGCACGACUGCCAUAUUGCAUCUCCAUCCCAAAGCCCUUGCUUGGAAGUGUACUUCGUCAGACUGCCAAGAACAUUGCCCUUAUCCAGGCCAAGGUGGUGAGACACGGUAGUGAUGACACCAUAGGCCUUGUUGAUCUCUGCACCAGACAGGAUGCUCUUGCAAGCGUACUUGGGGUCCAACAUGUACGCUGAGGCGUGUAUGGGCUUCAGGCAGAAGUCGUCACGCUUUUUGAUAUAUUUCAGAACUGCAGUUUCCUCUGCUUGGAGCAACAGUGAAGUGGGUAGGGCAGUACGGAUCUCUUUUAUAUCUGCCAGCAGAGUCUGAACAUCAGACAGGGUGGCAUUGUCUCCCUCAAUCCGUGCAAUGGCUACUGCUAUAGGUUUCAGGCUAAUUACCACUCUCCAAAAAUACAUCAUCCAGGAGGAUCCUCUUGAUGGGGCUGUCCAUAUCGGCAGACAUGGCCAUUUCUUGGAGAGACUUCUUCCCCUCCAGGAGACUCAAGCAUGAUGACAACACCACCCCAAUGGGUGUUGCUGGGCAGCUUCAAUGUAGUGCUCUUAUUCUUCUCACUUUGCUUGGUGAGGUAGAUUGCUGCUAUAACUUGAUGACCCUUCACCUACCUAACCAUUUCCUUGGCUCUCUUGUAGAGUGUAUCCAUUGUUUUCAGUGCCAUGACGUCCUUGAGGAGCAGAUUCAAUGCAUGAGCAGCACAGCCAAUGGGUGUGAUGUGAGGGUAAGACUCCUCCACUUUAGACCAAGCAGCCUUCAUGUUCGCAGCAUUGUCUGUCACCAGUGCAAAUACCUUCUGUGGUCCAAGGUCAUUGAUGACUGCCUUCAGCUCAUCUGUAAUGUAGAGACUGGUGUGUCUGUUGUCCCUUGUGGCUGUGCUCUUGUAGAAUACUGGUUGAGGGGUGGAGAUGAUGUAGUUAAUUAUUCCUUGCCCACAAACAUUCGACCACCCAUCAGAGAUGAUUGCAAUACAGUCUGCUUUCUCUAUGAUUUGCUUGACCUUCACUUGAACUCUGCAUCCAGCAAAUGAGUAGAUAAAGCAUGUCUGGUUGGUGGGGUGUAUGCUGGGUGAAGAACAUUCAGAAAUCUCUUCCAAUACACAUUGUCUGUGAGCAUCAGAGGUGAACCAGUUGCAUACACAGCUCGAGCAAGACAUUCAUCAGCAUUUCUUUGACUACGUUCCUCCAUGUAGUUAAAAAUACUUCUGAUUCCAGGAGGACCAUGAGCUGUUGCUAUCAAUAAGGUGUCUGAUUCAUAAUUUUCACCUUGAAUAGAAGUAGAGAAACUUUUGUCAGCGGUUGCUUGUUGUGAGCGCUGAGGGACCUUUAUGCACUUGGCCAGAUGAUUCUGUAUCUUUGUUGCAUUCUUCACAUAAGAUUUGGCACAGUAUUUGCAAAUGUACACAGCUUUUCCUUCUACAUUAGCUGCAGUGAAAUGUCUCCACACAUCAGAUAGUGCCCGUGGCAUUUUUCUGUUGUGCCUUCUUCACCACACUGUGCGGGUGGACCAUUUCAAAUAGUCAGUGAUUGGUACGCAGAGGAACUUGAAACUUUUCACCUUCUCCACUGCGUCCCCGUCGAUGUGGAUAGGGGAAUGCUACCUUUGCUGUCUCCUGAAGUCCACGAUCUGCUCUUUUGUUUUUGUGGAUGUUGAGGGAGAGGUUAUUUUCCUGGCACCACUCCGUCAGGGCCCUCACCUCCUCCCUGUGGGCUAUCUUGUGGUUGUUGGUAAUCAGGCCUACCACUGUUGUGUCGUCUGCAGACUUGAUGAUUGAGUUGGAGGCGUGCGUGGCUACGUAGUCAUGGGUGAACAGGGAGUACAGGAGGGGGCUGAGCAUGCACCCAUGUGGGGCCCCUGUGUUGAGGAUCAGGGUGGUGCAGGUGUUGUUUCCUACCUUCAGCACCUUGGGGCGGCCUGUCAGGAAGUCCAGGAAGUCCAGGACCCAGUUCCACAGGACGGGGUCAGACCCAGGGCACCAAGCUUAAUGAUGAGCUUGGAGGGUACUAUGGUGUUGAAGGCUGAGCUAUAGUCAAUGAACAGCAUUCUUGCAGUGCGAUGGCGAUUGCAUCAUCCGUGGCUCUAUCGGGGCGGUAUACAAAUUACAGUGGGUCUAGGGCAGGUAUUCCCAAACUAGCCUUGUUUCACGCAAUGCCAUCGGCGAUACGCCAAAUACAACUGUGAUUCACAUUCUUCACAUUUUCAAACAGUACAUUUAUAUUUUCCAAUGGGGCUAUACAUUUGGGUGAGUUUUUUUCUCUCGCCUGAGUAGCCUCGUUUCACUGCCAAAAAUAAAAUUAAAACAUCUAGUGUUCAGCGAAAUAACAACACAAUGUCAAAUAAAGGUAGCCUAGUCAAAUAAUUAACAUCCAAUCACAUUAACUGUUACUCUCUCGCGGGAAACCUUCACUCGUGUGCAGACAUUUAGAAACAAAACAUAACUAUUUGAAAAAUAAGCCACGGGAGUUUUUGGAGCGAGAAUAAAGACGACUUUCGAGUAGUAAGACGUGUAAAAGCAACAGAUACCAUUAAUAAGAAGGGACUAGAAGCCUCUUAUAUGGUGAGUUACCGAGUGGCUAGAACAGGCAAGCCCCAUACUAUUGUAGAGGACUUAAUUCUUCCUGCUCCUGCGGAUAUGGCCGGGACAAUGCUGGGGGAAAAGGCCCCAAAAACUAUACAAUGUCUUCAUCAAACACUGUUUCACGACACAUCAGUGACAUGGCAGGAGAUGUUUUGAAACAAUUAUUGCUUCGCAUACAAGCCAGUGAAUUAUAUGCAUUACAGCUGGAUGAGUCAACAGACAUGGGGGGCCUGGCACAGCUCCUGGUAUAUGUCCUUUACAUUUAUGGGGGGUCAAUUAGGAAAGACAUUCUCUUCUGCAAAUGACUGGAAACCAGGACAACAUGAGAGGAUAUUUUUUAAGUACUGGACAGCUUUGUGACAUCAAAUGAACUUUGGUGGUCAGGAUGUGUUGGUAUCUGUACUGAUGGCGCAAAAGCCAUGACAGGGAGACAUAGUGGAGUGGUAACGCGUGUGCAAGCAGUUGCUACCGACGCCAUGAGAGGCUCUUGCUGCCAAGGGAAUGCCUGACAGCUUGAAAGACGUUUUGGACACUACAGUGAAAAUGGUUAACUUUGUUAAAGCAAGGCCACUGAACUCUUGUGUAUUUUCUGCAUUAUGCAAUGAUAUGGGCAGCGACCAUGUAAUGCUUUUACAACAUACAGAAGUGCGCUGGUUAUCAAGGGGCAAAGUAUUGACACGCUUUUUUGAAUUGAGAGACGUGCUUAAAGUUUACUUUACUGACCAUAAUUUUCACUUGUCUGACCGCUUGCAUGAUGAGUUUCUCACACGACUUGCCUAUCUGAGUGACAUUUUUUAUCACCUGAAUGAUCUGAAUCUAGGAUUACAGGGACUCUCCGCAACUAUAUUCAAUGUGCGGGACAAAAUUGAGGCUAUGAUUAAGAAGUUGGAGCUCUUCUCUGUCUGCAUUAACAAGGACAACACACAGGGCUUUCCAUCAUCGUAUGAUUUUUUUUGUGUGCAAAUGAACUCAAGCUUACAAACAACGUCAAAUGGGAUAUAGCGAAGCACCUGAGUGAGUUGGGUGCGCAAUUACGCAGGUACUUUCCCAAAACGGACGACACAAACAACUGGAUUCGUUAUCCCUUUCAUGCCCUGCCACCAGUCCACUUACCGAUAUCUGAACAAGAGAGCCUCAUCGAAAUUGCAACAGGCAGUUCUGUGAAAAUUUAAUUUAAUCAGAAGCCACUGCCAGAUUUCUGGAUAGGGCUGCACUCAGAGUGUCCUGCCUUGGCAAAUCGUGCUGUGAAGACACUGAUGCCCUUUGCAACCACGUACCUAUGUGAGAGUAGAUUCGUGGCCCUCACUAGCAUGAAAACUAAAUACAGGCACAUACUGUGGAAAAUGAUUUAAGACUGAGACUCUCUCCAAUACAACACAACAUUGCAGAGUUAUGUGCAUCCUUUCAAGCACACCCUUCUCAUUAACCUGUGGUGAGUUAUUCCAUUUGUUUUAUGAACAAAAUAAGGUUUUAUAUGUAAGAUGGCUAACUAAAGAGCUAAAUUAUUGAUUAUUAUAUUAUUAUUUGUGCCCUUGUCCUAUAAGAGCUCUUUGUCACUUCCCAUAAGUCGGGUUGUGACCCAAAAUCUCACUCAUUCUUAUAUUUAAUAUAUGUAUCGUAUAGUGUGUGUGUGGCAGGCUUACAAUGAUGGCAAAAAACACCAUUUGAGAGUGCGCUGACCCUGGUGCUAGAGGGGGUACGCAGCUGGAGGUUGAAUGUUUGAAGAUGUACGGGACUAAAAAAAAUUUGGGAACCACUGGUCUAGGGUGUCAAGUAAGGUGAUAUGAUCCUUAACUAGCUUCUCAAAGCACUUCAUGAUGACAGAAGUGAGUGCUACCGGUCGAUAGUCAUUUCAUUCAGUUACCUUUUGCGUUCUUGGGUACAGGAACAAUAGUGGACAUCUUGAAUCAAGUGGGGAAGGCAGACUGGGAUGGGGAGAGAUUGAAUAUGUCCGUAAACACUCCAGCCAGCUGGUCUGUGCAUGCUCUGAGGACGCGGCUAGGGAUGCUGUCUGGGCCGGCAGUCUUGCGGGGGUUAUCACGUGGUUAACAUGUCUUACUCACGUCAGCCACGGAGGAGAGCCUACAGACCUCGGGAGUGUCCAGCGUUGGUGGCACUGUAUUAUCCUCAAAGCGGGCGAAGAAGGUGUUUAGCUUGUCCAAGGGCAAGACGUCGGUGUCCGCGACGCUGCUGGUAUUCCCUCUGUAAUCCGUGAUUGUCUGGAGUCCCUGCUGCAUACGUCUCACUAUGGGUUCACUCGUGAUAUUUCAUACUGUUUUAACAUUGUUAGCUCAGAGCAGCUGAUAGUAAUAUCUAGCUUGCCAUGAUUAUAGCUAGGAAUUUGAUUAAAUUCAAUAAACAUUAUUAUUCCCCACUGGGCAAUCAUUGAACGAGACAACAAACAUGUUAAUGGAAGCCGCAGGAGAGUGUACAAAACAUUAAGAACACAGAGUGAACAUAUCAAAAUGUAUGUUCAUCUUUUUUCAUGG
This is a messenger RNA of Salvelinus fontinalis (brook trout), 6152 nucleotides long. Its product is annotated as leucine-rich repeat-containing protein 59-like. Bases 255 to 1175 code for a protein of 306 amino acids. The transcript is spliced from 7 exons. NCBI's taxonomy places the organism in Eukaryota, Metazoa, Chordata, Actinopteri, Salmoniformes, Salmonidae. Gene Ontology annotation, molecular function: protein binding. The record is from RefSeq and is a predicted model, not a curated record.